CCAGGGUCGGUGGUGUCCCCGCUCUAGAAAGCAGAGAGAGGCAGCAUUUGCAGGGCAGGCAGCAGCAGGUCCAAAGGAGCAGCAGUCGAGGGACACUGACCUGCUGCCCCAUGGCUGAGACAACCAGUGGAGAGGACAGGGGGCCGCAGAAGGGAGCCACACCCCAAGAUGCCUCUCAGGGCCUCCAAGACAGCUUGUUCUCCUCUGAAAGUGACAACAGCCUGUAUUUCACCUACAGUGGCCAGCCCAACACCCUGGAGGUCAGGGACCUCAGCUACCAGGUGGACGUGGCCUCCCAGAUGUCUUGGUUGGAGCAGCUGGUUCAGUUCAAGAUGCCAUGGACAUCUCACAACAGCCAGGAUUCCUGUGAACUGGGUAUCCAAAACCUGAACUUGAAAGUGAGAAGUGGGCAGAUGCUGGCCAUCAUAGGGAACUCAGGCUGUGGGAGAGCCUCACUGCUGGACGUGAUCACCAACCGAGGCCACGGCGGCAAGAUCAGGUCAGGCCAGAUCUGGAUCAAUGGGCAGCCCAGCACGCCUCAGCUGGUGAGGAAGUGUGUGGCCCACGUGCGCCAGCAUGACCAGCUGCUCCCCAACCUGACCGUCCGAGAGACCCUGGCCUUCGUUGCCCAGAUGCGCCUGCCCAGAUCCUUCUCCCAGGCUCAGCGUGACAAAAGGGUGGAGGACGUGAUCGCAGAGCUGCGGCUAUGGCAGUGUGCAGACACACUCGUGGGCAACGCGUACCUGCGGGGGGUGUCGGGGGGCGAGCGGAGGAGAGUCAGCAUCGGGGUACAGCUCCUGUGGAAUCCAGGAAUCCUGAUUCUGGAUGAACCCACCUCUGGGCUUGACAGCUUCAUGGCCCACAACUUGGUGAAGACCUUGUCCCGGCUGGCCAAGGGCAACAGGCUGGUGCUCCUCUCCCUGCACCAGCCCCGGUCCGACAUCUUCCGGCUGUUUGACUUGGUCCUGCUCAUGACGUCUGGUGCCACCGUCUACCUGGGGGCAGCCCAGCACAUGGUCGAGUAUUUCACGGACAUUGGCUACCCCUGUCCUCGCUACACCAACCCCGCUGACUUCUAUGUGGACUUGACCAGCAUCGACAUGCGCAGCAGAGAGCGAGAGGUGGCCACUAGGGAGACAGCUCAGUCACUUGCGGCCUUGUUUUUAGAAAAAACACGUGGCUUAGAUGACUUUCUGUGGAAGGCAGAGGUGAGGGAACUGGACGUGGUUCCUUGUGCAGAGAGCAGCCUGGGCCUCUCGCUGGACACCAAGAUCCUCCGCACUCCCGCUGAGCUUCCCGGGGCUGUGCAGCAGUUUACCACGCUGAUCUGUCGUCAGAUUUCCAAUGACUUCCGAGACCUGCCGACCCUCCUCAUCCACGGGGUGGAGGCCUGUGCGAUGUCCAUGAUCAUCGGGUUCCUCUAUUACGGCCACGGGACCAUCAAGCUCUCCCUCACUGACACCAUGGCCCUCUUGUUCAUGAUCGGCGCUCUCAUCCCCUUCAACGUGAUUCUGGAUGUCAUCUCCAAAUGUUACUCAGAGAGGGCGAUGCUUUCCUAUGAAUUGGAAGACGGGCUGUACACUGCUGGUCCAUAUUUCUUUGCCAAGAUCCUCGGGGAGCUCCCGGAGCACUGCGCCUACAUCAUCAUCUACGGGAUGCCCAUCUACUGGCUGGCUGACCUGCGGCCAGGCCCCGAGCCCUUCCUCCUGCACUUCCUGCUGCUGUGGCUGGUGGUCUUCUGCUGCAGAGUCAUGGCCCUGGCCACCGCAGCCCUGUUCCCCAACUUCCACAUGGCCUCCUUCUUCAGCAAUGCUAUUUACAACUCCUUCUACCUCACCGGGGGAUUCAUGAUCAGCUUAAGCAACUUGUGGACAGUGCCUGCAUGGAUUUCCAAAGUGUCCUUCCUGCGAUGGUGCUUUGAAGGGAUGAUGAUCAUCCAGUUUAGUGGGAGAGCUCAUAGCACACAGCUGGGCAACCACACCAUCUCGGUCCCAGGAGAUAUGAUCCUCAAUGCCAUGGACCUGAACUCGUACCCUCUCAGCACCAUCUAUUUCAUCGUCAUUGGCAUCAGCGCUGGCUUCAUGGUCCUGUACUAUGUGUCUUUAAGGUUUAUCCGACAGAAAUCAAGUCAAGACUGGUGAUUCAUGUCCAGGCUCCUGCCCAGGUGGGGUAGAAGAGUGGACCCUGCAACUGCACUCCCUUCCCCCUAGGGUGCCCUCUGAGGACAGUGAUAGACAGAUGCUUGGCUACGUCUGCCCCACAGUGUUGCAGUGGCACAGACCAGCCACAGGAUGGCAGUAGAAUAAAGACAGUCGGAGGCAUUUUUGCUCGCCGGCAGAGACUGAGAUUCCUGGGAGCGAGAAAACCUGUACUUGGUGGCACCUACAACAUUGCUAAUUUAUUUCCUUUUGAUAAGUAUUUGUAUAGGCAACUCCAUAUAGUAUGGCUA
Messenger RNA from Nycticebus coucang (slow loris), 2449 nucleotides. RefSeq names its product ATP binding cassette subfamily G member 8 (gene ABCG8). Gene Ontology annotation, biological process: cholesterol homeostasis. The record is from RefSeq and is a predicted model, not a curated record. Gene Ontology annotation, molecular function: ATP binding; ABC-type transporter activity; ATP hydrolysis activity. The coding region runs from base 111 to 2141 and encodes 676 amino acids. The transcript is spliced from 13 exons. Lineage: Eukaryota; Metazoa; Chordata; Mammalia; Primates; Lorisidae. Gene Ontology annotation, cellular component: plasma membrane.